This is a messenger RNA of Scomber scombrus (Atlantic mackerel), 4617 nucleotides long. RefSeq names its product dual specificity tyrosine phosphorylation regulated kinase 3 (gene dyrk3). Lineage: Eukaryota; Metazoa; Chordata; Actinopteri; Scombriformes; Scombridae. Gene Ontology annotation, biological process: cytoplasmic stress granule disassembly; peptidyl-serine phosphorylation; peptidyl-threonine phosphorylation. The transcript has 6 exons. Gene Ontology annotation, cellular component: nucleus. Gene Ontology annotation, molecular function: ATP binding; protein serine/threonine kinase activity; protein serine/threonine/tyrosine kinase activity. The coding region runs from base 726 to 2528 and encodes 600 amino acids. The record is from RefSeq and is a predicted model, not a curated record.
CCUUAGCAACAACACACAGCAGCAGCGUCGAAUAAGAUACUCCUACCGCAGAGAGGACGGAUUAAACACCGCCGCUUAAUUGCACCGACUACAGGUGAAGGCUUUUAUACAAAGGGGAUGCUUCGGUUGUUUUUGCAGUUCAACAUGGGGCAAGACUUCAGCUAGCGAGCAGCCCCAAGCUGUCCCAAAAAGGAGGGCAAAUCCGUGGGGUUCACCGAGUGGUAGCAUCGCUGUUCGCUAACCGGGAAUAAGCACGGGAAUGGUGCUCUGGAUCGACUCACUGUACCGACAGAGAGAGGCGAGGGGCACACGGGUCACACCACCUAGCUGUAAUAUCCGGACUCAAACAAUUUUUAAGAGAGGAGGCAUCUCUCUGGUGGACGGGUGUUUUUGUGGCUGUGCGAGCUAGCUGACUGGCUAGCUGAGGGAAACCGACCCCCAUCCGCCCGCCAGCCAAGGCUAAUGUUAGCCAGCAUACUGAAGACACAACUGUGUGGUUUUAAUAAGAUAAAGGAGAAAUUACAGUCAAAGUCUAGAAGAAAGCUAGCUGACCCCGAAAGGAGGAAAAUAACCAGUUAGCUUGUUAGAAACACUAACAACCAAGUUUUAAAUACUAUUAGCUAAGCUGGCUACGUGACUAUACUUUGAAUCUUUGUUUCACUUGUUUUUUUACUUUUGGAUUUUUUUCCCACUUCGGAUGCUGGCAUCACAUUUUAAUUGCAAUCAUGAUGAUAAUAAGCAGAAAACCAGAGGGCCCAAUAGCAACAGCACGCCAUGGUGACGGCCUGUAUGACUCGUACAUGAGGACAGAUCACAUCCUUAAAGACGAGGCAGAUACAAACAGUCCGUCUGGGCUGCCCCCCAUGCCCAAACACACAGUUGUCAGUAACAAGAGCGUAAUGAGGGAUCAGGUAACUGUGCGAGGUGGCCAGCUGAAGGUCAAGUACCUGUAUGAAGACUCCACCAACAAUCGAAAGAUAAAUGCCAUAACUACAGCAACCACUCAUAACAGUGGGACCACUGGUCAGACACCCAGUAAACCUGCCCCAAUCUCCAGCUUGUCCAAGGAGCACAGUGUAGACAGCACUGAAUCCAGUAAGGGCUCCAGUGAAUCCUCCGGCUCACAUGGUGUUGGGAAUAGUGGGAAGUCGUGUGGCCCUCUCACUCCUGACCAGGCUCUGAGACUGUAUCGAUCUCAACUGACCACCCUGGAGCAAACAGAGAUCCACUCCUACCCAGACGUCUACUUUGUGGGACCCAAUGCCAAGAAGAGGCCAGCCGUUGCUGGAGGCAACAACAACUGUGGCUAUGAUGAUGAGCAGGGUGGCUACAUCCACGUGCCCCAUGACCACCUGGCUUACCGCUAUGAGUUUCUCAAGAUUAUUGGUAAAGGUAGCUUCGGCCAGGUGGCCAAGGUAUACGACCACAAACUGCAGCAGCACCUGGCUCUGAAAAUGGUUCGUAAUGAGAAGCGCUUCCACCGGCAGGCGCAGGAGGAGAUCCGCAUCCUGGAGCACCUGCGCAAGCAGGAUCGCAACGGCACCAUGAAUGUUGUGCACAUGCUUGAAAAUUUCACCUUCCGCAACCAUAUCUGCAUGACCUUUGAGCUGCUGAGCAUGAACCUGUAUGAGCUUAUAAAGCGCAACAAGUUCCAGGGUUUCAGCCUGCCUCUAGUCAGGAAGUUUGCUCACUCCAUUCUGCAGUGCCUGGAGGCCCUGAGCAGGCACAGAAUCAUCCACUGUGACCUCAAGCCUGAAAACAUCCUGCUCAAACAGCAGGGACGCAGCGGCAUCAAGGUGAUUGACUUUGGCUCCAGCUGCUUUGAACACCAGCGGGUGUACACCUACAUCCAGUCCCGUUUCUAUCGAGCUCCAGAGGUCAUCCUUGGUUCGCGCUACGGCCUUCCUAUUGAUAUGUGGAGCUUCGGCUGCAUACUGGCUGAACUGCUGACUGGCUACCCCCUGUUCCCCGGAGAGGAUGAGGGUGACCAGCUGGCCUGUGUCAUGGAGCUGCUGGGCAUGCCUCCGCAGAAGGUUCUAGAGCAGGCCAAAAGGGCAAAGAACUUCAUCAACUCCAAGGGCCACCCUCGCUACUGUGGAGCCAACACCCUGCCCACGGGUGCUACUGUGCUGACGGGGUCUCGCUCCCGCCGUGGCAAGAUGAGAGGCCCUCCAAGUAGCAAGGAGUGGAGUGCUGCGCUCAAGGGCUGUGAGGACCCCACCUUUACUGACUUCAUAAAGAAGUGUUUAGACUGGGACCCCUCGUCUCGUUUAACCCCCAGCCAGGCCCUCAGGCACCCGUGGCUGUAUCGCCGGCUUCCCAAACCCCUACCUGGGAGCGAGAAGAGCCAAGGGGCUACAGUGAAACGGCUCCCCGAGCACCACAGCACCUCUUUCCCCUCUAUCCUGGCCAAAGGAGGGCCUGGCUUAAGCACCACAGCUGCCAACAACAAACUGCGGAGCAACAUGAUGGGAGAUUCAGUGGAGGCCAUACCACUUCGCACAGUCCUACCCAAACUUGUCUCUUAGAGAGAGAGAGAGUCCCUUUAAUCUCCUCUCUCCCUCCACUUCUUCCUCCUCUGCACUCCUCGGGAGGAGUCAGAUUGCAGGAGAAAGUGGACCUAGGUUUUAAAACUUGUUUGGUUGUUCUUUUAUUUGUUUUCUACUGAGAGGUGUCGACACCCCAGUUCCUGGUUUUUAAUAUUAGCUGAACAGAAAGAGAGAGACAAUAAAAGAAAAACUCUAUAAAGUUUUUAUACAGAGGAUUUCCUUGAGCGGCUGUGGAAUUUCUGUUUGCAGCCAUUGAUAAGGUUUGAUUUAGAUAAUGCUUUAAAAAAAAAAAAACCUUGUGUGAGUGGACAGCUUCGUAAAUGAGCAAAUGUUUUUAACCCAUGUGUGUUCUCACGUGAGUGUUUUGUUUUAGUAAAAGACACUCAAGCACACCUGCACUGUCACUUGUCUUUCUUAACACUCAGAGGACACCACCCUUUCUGGGGAAGUGUUUUUACGAGUGAAACUUGAAAAGGGCUACAGAGAUUACUCUUAUCAGGUUAGAGUUAGCAAGUAAAGAUUUGUUCAGCCAACAUCAUUUAAUAGAAGAAAAAAAAAGAAUCAUGCUCUACUGUUUGGGCCCUGCACACACUGACACAGUUGACAAAAAUGCCUUCGAAUAGGUACUGAGGGAUUGGCAUUAUGCAGCGAAUAAUUAGGAGAACAUGUUUUUAGCAAUAAGUCUUCACCUCCUCAUUUUUUUUCUAAUACUGCUCUUCUUUUCUACCUUUCCUGAUCCCUGGUGCUUGCAUGUCAGCUCAAUAUGUGACAUAAGUAUGUGUGUGUGCUUUAGCUUUGUGGUGCUACUGUGGGAGACAUCAAGGGGAUAUAGGACAGCCCCCUCCUCCAAACUCCCCUCCUGAGUGGAAAGAGGGGGGUGGGGAGGACAGUAGCUCCACUCUAACUCUGUCACAAAGGUGUCAUGGCCACACUCGGUACUUCACAAAAUGGUUUGUGUGAGACUGCCGUGUGAAGCUGGCUCACUGAUAUAUAUACAUAGAUAUAUGUAUAUAUAUAGAGAGAGGGAGAGAGCUGCAAGUUAUUUCACAUACACAUUUGUGGAAUGAUUGCCAGGAAAGUUGUCUUUGCAAAGUUAAAGUUUGUAUGAACAUCACCCGCCCAUGCCCGUAAUUGGCUACUGCAAUUUUUUGCAGUGGGGAAUUAAUCUUAAUGGAAGAGUAGUGCAAGGUGAGAGAGAUCAUGGGAUAGUAUGAAAGGCUGUGUGUUCAGUAUGAGCAGAGAUCUUUUUUUUUCUUCUCUGGGGUAGGUUUAGAGGAGUCUACAGGAUGGGCCAGUGAAAAGAAAAGGUUUUUAAGGUACUGAAGAAAGAAGAAGUGUUUCUCAGGGAGACAUACUUGAUACAUCCCUUACUCUUAUAUAUGCUCUGUUCCUCUUGCAGUCCUGUGUCCUGACUAUGGAUGAACAUGCAUGCAGUUGUGUCCAUUAAGAGCGAGAGAAUGCAUACAUGAGUGCGUCUGCGAAGGGGGUCUGCAUGCUCCACAAUCUGACCUAGAUUCCCCCCACACACACACACCACCUCUUUCUCAUUUUCUCACUCUAGUCUCAUGUAGGGAAGGGAAUCUCUUUAACUCACACAUACACUAUAUAUUCAAUUAUGGUGCUGUCCGGACGCGAGCGCACGCACACACACACACACACACACACACACACACACACACACACAAAAAAAAAUAACACAUCAGGUGCAUGUUGUAAUGGACCACACCGCUCAAAGAGUUCUUUCUCUUGUCCCUUGUUUUCUAAGCAAAACUGUCAGGGAUUUCUACUCUCUCCUUUUUUUUUUUUUUUUUUUUUUUUUAUAGAAGUGGUUUCUAUUGCUAUUCACUCCAGAAUAUCAGAGGAUGUAAAAUUGCAAAAGCAGAAAAAGGAAAGUUGUAUACUGUCAUGUUGUACUAGUGGUGUGUGCGUUAGUUGGAGGAUGUUUGGUGUUCCAGCAUGAAAUCACAAUUUGUUAUCAGACUGAGUGACUAUGAGAAGAGAAACUGUACAGUAACCAAAUGAAGUUGUGAUAGUUUCUUUUUCUAAAGAAAAUAAAAAUGAUUAUUAA